AUGGGCAAACCAACACCCAGGCAACUUCAGCUAUUUUUUAAAAGCCUGGUUCCCUAUAAAGAUCAGCCACCAGGCCAAAACCAAACUUAUCAAAACCUUCUUGUACAUCUGUCUGAUAUGGUCUUCUUGGUACAAAGGCUUAGCCAUUCCAUUAGACAAUUCUCCAAACUGGAUAAUCACCACCACCAUUCGGAAGCCUCAUCGGCUUCUUUACAAACUUUUCGAUCCCAUGUAUCGAAUUGCUUAAACCAACUCUCAUUAGAUUCGAAACCAGGAUUCAAAUACUGGUCCCUGCCAUGGAUUCAUCGAUGUUUCAAGCUACUUCCCGUGGUCAACGAAGCUUUUGCAAAGCUAGCAGUGGACAUGGACUACCCCAUGAGUAAAUGGGAAGCUAUUUCUAUUGAGGAAUACUUCCAGUAUUCCUUGAAUCUGCUAGAACACCUCAAUUCAAUUAGAUCUGCUCUUGCUCAUCUGAGCCAAGCUCGGGUUUCGCUAUCUCAUGCUCUGAGCCUUGUAGAGAAUUCACCUUCUUUAGCAAUGGAGUAUCUGAGAAAAAUUCAGUCAAAAAAACUCAGGAAGGAGUUUGAAAUGAAAGGUAUUGAAGAGAGGGAAGACAUGCCUUGCUCAGGGAAGGAAUUGGUUGUUCAUGAAGCUUUGACAAUCGUGAAGAAUAUUGAAACAUGGGUAUGUGGGAUUGUGUUAUCAGGCCUCUGCAGUGAUGCUAAGCCAUAUAUGAUGAUGAGAAAAUCGGCUGCUCUGUUCGUCGAUUCGUCGUUGAAGGCUCUGGAUUCAAGUGUUUGCAGAGAAAUAGAAGAGAAACAGGGUGUGUUGAAGGAAUUUAAAGAGGUGAAUGAUGCAGUGGAUUGUCUUGUUGAAGCUCUAGACAAUGGAGAAGCUCAUGAGGCUGUCAAGGAAUUGGAAGGAAGAUUGGAGGUGAUUGAAAUGGUUCUGCAGUGUAUAGGGAAGGAACUGGAUUGUCUGUUCUCAAAUGUUCUGGCUGGGAGGGAUGAAUUGAUUGAGAUCCUUCGACAAAAAAGCCAAUAGCAAGACUUUAAUUUCUUUUUUAUAGAAUUGAAUUUGUAAGUCAUUUGUAUGUAGAUUGUAAUUGUAUAAUUUGUUUGCAGAUUAUAUGUUGAU
Ilex paraguariensis (yerba mate) is the source of this 1137-nucleotide messenger RNA. The record is from the annotation of a GenBank genome assembly. NCBI's taxonomy places the organism in Eukaryota, Viridiplantae, Streptophyta, Magnoliopsida, Aquifoliales, Aquifoliaceae.